Molecule: messenger RNA, 1218 nt
Organism: Geodia barretti
Lineage: Eukaryota; Metazoa; Porifera; Demospongiae; Tetractinellida; Geodiidae
Source: the annotation of a GenBank genome assembly
AUGUAUUCCAAGCAUCCCCUUGAGGGUAACAAGUACAUAGCUCGCGUGGGGAUUCAGGCGCCGGACCUGCAGGACGAUUCAAGGCCCCUGAACGUAACCCUGGUGCUUGAUGCCUCAGGUUCCAUGGCGGACGGGAACCGCAUUGAUAUUGCCAGGCAGGCUGCCGAGAGUAUCAGGCAAAGCCUUCGGCCCCAGGACAGCAUAGCUGUCGUUCACUUCAGCGACGUGGUUCUAAAUGGACUGACGGUGAGACACACCAGCCCUGGAGAUGCUGGAAUCUUGCGGUCUAUACAACGGCUUCAGCCCGGGGGCGCCACCAACGUACAAGCGGGACUUAACCAGGGCGUACAACUGGCCGAUGACGCCCGGCGGCGGCGGCCCGACGCCAUCAACUACGUCAUACUGAUGUCGGAUGGAGUGGCCAAUGUGGAUGCCACCAACCCCUUUGCCAUCUUGGAAACGGUGGGGGACUCCAACAAUCAGAAUCCUCUGCGGCUUGUGACCAUUGGUGUGGGCAUCGCGAACUAUAACGAUUACCUUCUGGAGCAGUUGGCCCAGCACGGCAACGGCUGGUACCGGUACCUGGACAAUGUCCAGCAGGCUCAAACCACUUUCAGUGAAGCCAACUGGCUGAACCUGGCUAUCCCGUUUGCCGACCAGACUCGCGCCCAGGUCAGCUGGGACCCGAGCAUGGUACGGACCUGGCGAAUCGUUGGUUACGAGAACCGGGUGGCCGCCGACGUAUUGUUCACCCAAGACCGGAAGGAAUUCGCAGAGAUACCCUCGGGGACGGCAACCACCGUGUUUUACGAACUGGAACUGACCGACCAGGUUUUCCAGCGACAGGCCAGCACAGCGAAAUUUGGAGAUAUCGAAAUCCGUUGGGUAGAACCUGGCAGCGGCGCAUCCAGGGAACAAUAUGGUGUUGUGUCGGGGCACUGGAGACAGGAAUUCGAUACCCUGGGCGAUCCCCUGCUCAAGUUGGGGGUGGUGGUGGCGUUGGCCGCGGACCGUUACAGCGGCCUUCCUUACUCAGGCUAUGUGGGCUAUUCCGAUGUGAACUGGGAACUGUCAGAUCUGCAGCGGCGUCUGCGACUGCUCCAGGGGCAAUUGGGUCAUCUGACAGCUUACCAGGACUUCACGCUGAUUUUGGACCACAUGACUCGUUUCGUCCCCCCUGAACCACCCAGACCCAGUGAGUCCGGCUACAGUCCGUAG